AUGGGUGACGUUUUGGUGGAAAACCCGGCCAACCACUUCGUUUCUCAGAAGAAGACGGCGCCCUCAACAAUCCCUAGUAUUGAGAACUUCGAGGGCAUCUCUUCGGAAGGAGGCGACGACUAUGCCACACUCAAGAAGCUGCAGAGGCAACUGGAGUACAUCCAGCUCCAGGAGGAAUACAUCAAGGAUGAGCAAAGGAGUCUGAAGCGUGAGCUCGUCCGAGCUCAGGAGGAGAUCAAGCGUAUCCAAAGUGUGCCCCUCGUCAUUGGGCAGUUUAUGGAGGCUAUCGACCAGAACACCGGAAUCGUCCAAUCAUCGACCGGUUCGAACUACGUCGUCCGCAUCCUCUCUACCCUCGACCGCGAGAAGCUCAAGCCCUCCUCCUCCGUCGCCCUCCACCGCCACUCCAAUGCCCUCGUCGAUAUCCUCCCUCCCGAAGCCGACUCCUCCAUUGCCAUGCUGGGCGCGGACGAGAAGCCUGACGUGACAUAUGCCGAUGUUGGUGGCCUGGAUAUGCAGAAGCAGGAGAUUCGCGAGGCGGUUGAGCUGCCUCUGACGCACUUCGACCUGUACAAGCAGAUCGGUAUCGACCCCCCUCGUGGUGUCCUGCUGUACGGUCCUCCCGGAACCGGAAAGACCAUGUUGGUCAAGGCCGUCGCCAACUCCACAACUGCCAACUUCAUCCGUGUCGUCGGUUCAGAAUUCGUGCAGAAGUACCUUGGUGAGGGUCCUCGUAUGGUUCGUGACGUCUUCCGCAUGGCUCGCGAGAACGCCCCGGCCAUCAUCUUCAUCGACGAGAUCGACGCCAUUGCGACGAAGCGUUUCGACGCGCAGACCGGUGCCGAUCGUGAGGUCCAGCGUAUUCUCCUCGAAUUGCUCAACCAGAUGGACGGUUUCGACCAGACCGCCAACGUCAAGGUCAUCAUGGCCACCAACCGUGCCGACACCCUCGACCCCGCCCUGCUGCGUCCCGGUCGCCUCGACAGAAAGAUCGAAUUCCCCAGUCUCCGUGAUCGCCGCGAGCGCCGACUCAUCUUCUCCACCAUUGCCAGCAAGAUGUCUCUGGCCCCCGAGGUCGACCUCGACUCCUUGAUCGUGCGCAACGACCCUCUGAGCGGUGCCGUUAUCGCCGCCAUCAUGCAGGAGGCCGGUCUCCGCGCCGUGAGGAAGAACCGUUACAACAUCAUCCAGAGCGACUUGGAGGAUGCCUACUCAAGCCAGGUCAAGGGCACGAGCGACGAGAACAAGUUCGAUUUCUACAAAUAA
Messenger RNA from Colletotrichum aenigma, 1266 nucleotides. Its product is annotated as 26S proteasome regulatory subunit 6B-like protein. Gene Ontology annotation, cellular component: proteasome regulatory particle, base subcomplex. Bases 1 to 1266 code for a protein of 421 amino acids. NCBI's taxonomy places the organism in Eukaryota, Fungi, Ascomycota, Sordariomycetes, Glomerellales, Glomerellaceae. The record is from RefSeq and is a predicted model, not a curated record. Gene Ontology annotation, biological process: proteasome-mediated ubiquitin-dependent protein catabolic process. The transcript is spliced from 3 exons. Gene Ontology annotation, molecular function: ATP hydrolysis activity; proteasome-activating activity; ATP binding.